GUCCGAUACGUCAUUGCUGCUGCUGUGGGUGGGGGUGGCGGGGUGGGCUCACCUUUUAGCUCUUUAUCCCGCCAAACCACAACAGGCACUUCAACACUGCUCCAUCUCCCACCACUACCACCACCAUGCUCCUCGACGACUAGUCAGCCGUCAACUGCACCGUGUCCGUCGGGCGCGUCGGCUUCCGCUGCUGCCUCCGCGCAGGCGGGCAAUGGCUCAACGACCUCACCUGCGCCUUCCGCGAGGAUUUGAUGACGCACAACACGGCGAUGGGCAGCCGCCUGCGCGCAUGGAACGAGUGCCUCGCGACCGCGGCAGAGGGGAACGACACGCUGGCCGACAUGCUCGCGGACGCGGGGCAACUGUGCUUCGCGGCACCCGGCUCGACGACAGAGUUUCAGGUGGUAAUGCGGGUCCUUCUGCUCGUGUUUGGCGCCGUUACCUUCCUCGGCGCCGUGGCCUUCCUCAUUUCGCUUUAUACCAGCAUGACGCGCGGGGCACAUGAACGCAGGGCCGCGCUGGAGGCGGGCUCGCGCUCCUCCGAGGCGGAGAGCACGCCGCUCUUCGCCGAGGCCGAGGGCGACGAGGAGCAAUGGCACGAGAAGGAGAGCGAUAAGCCGCGAAGCAUGGGCCAUGAUGGCAAAUCGUAGCAAUGUUGCGCACUGCUUUUGUCAGUCUGAUAUGUAUGUACAGUGUGUCAUUUG
Messenger RNA from Vanrija pseudolonga, 704 nucleotides. RefSeq lists its product as uncharacterized. The transcript is spliced from 2 exons. Lineage: Eukaryota; Fungi; Basidiomycota; Tremellomycetes; Trichosporonales; Trichosporonaceae. The record is from RefSeq and is a predicted model, not a curated record. The coding region runs from base 252 to 650 and encodes 132 amino acids.